CGUGAUAAAAGUGAAAGAUUAGUAAGUACUGAAGCAGCUGCUACCCGACAGAGCUCCUUAAUGCCAUUUGCAAGUCAAAUUGACUUUAUAGGCUGGUAAGAGGACAAAGGAGCAUUUUCGUCUUCAGCAUGUUAUAUUGCUGAUGUGCUCUUGGAGCCGUCAGUAUCAGUUCCACAGUAAAACAUUUGCUCCUGUCGUUAUUUUAUCAAUGCAAACGUGGUCAUUUGUACUCAGUGUAAACCACAGCAGUAAGACAGGAAGCAAAUCAGAGACAUCAAUGUGUAUUCAUACACUUCCUCUCAUAAUACCCUUUGUGUGCUGUCUAUUCUUUGCUCUGCUGACUAUAUACGAUAUUUUGAAACAGAAGACACAUCCAUGCAUUUCACAAUAACUACUGGAGCUACUGCAAAGUUGGAACCCAAUUCCAGAUGUUCUCAGUCAUCCAGGUCAUGGUUGUCUAAGAAGCAUGGAGACACUUCAACCACCUGGAAAUACCCAGCCUGCAGAAGGAGACGUCGUUCAGGUUGUAGGACUUGGUGGUUAUAGGGUAAAUGCCACCAGCCACCCACUCCCUGAUGAACCACCUAAUCUUCAGUGUGCAGACAUGCGUGUUGCUGACUGUGAGCCUACCAGAUACUCUCAGUGUACUGCAUAUGUGCCAUAUAACAACAGGCUAUGUCUAGAAGAACAUCAAGUAGAUGCACGUGGGGGUGAUUCUGGUGGUGGAGUGAUUUACAACAACAUGAUUUAUGGUGUAAUCAGUUCUGGUUUUGAACGUGUCUGUACUGGACCAGCUGUUACUGUGAAUGUUUGUUCUUACAUGAACUGGAUAAAUCAGAAAAUUGCCCAAAAUAAUGGAAAAUAACUGAAUGAAAAUAACAUCCAGAAUAAAC
Oreochromis niloticus (Nile tilapia) is the source of this 893-nucleotide messenger RNA. Its product is annotated as cationic trypsin-3. Lineage: Eukaryota; Metazoa; Chordata; Actinopteri; Cichliformes; Cichlidae. The coding region runs from base 467 to 865 and encodes 132 amino acids. Gene Ontology annotation, molecular function: serine-type endopeptidase activity. Gene Ontology annotation, cellular component: secretory granule. The transcript is spliced from 5 exons. Gene Ontology annotation, biological process: proteolysis. The record is from RefSeq and is a predicted model, not a curated record.